UAUGGUCUAAGGAUGAAGUGCAAACAACUCGUGUUUUGUUUUACCUACGGGUCAUUCCAAAUUUGAUCGGGUGUUUGCCUGCCCCAGUCUUCGGAGACAUGGUAGCUCCAACUAUGUUCUUGUAUCCUAUAUCAACCAAGUGCAUAUUUAGUUUUGCUUGAUUUUUUCAUAAAAUAGUUUCGUUGCAGGCUUUCGUAAAAAUUUAUACCUGUAGUAUUUUGUUUAUAAUCGAUAAAAAAUGUGCUUCCUUAUUUUAAAAAACUGGAUAUAUGGAACAUCCGAUUGGAAAAGUAUCUCGAGCUUUUCAUUCCGUCUUCAUUGCAUUUAUGUCUAUGGGGAAAGAAUCUGAAAAAAAACGAUGGAGUCUCUUUGAAGGAGAAUCUCGUUUUUCAUUACAUACAAGUAUCCUUAUCGGUAAUUAUCAUACCAAAGACCUUGGUCUUUAAUAUGUGAGACUGAUAAUUUUGAAUACGUUUUUAUAUGAUAUUGUAUUUUGAAUAUAGGGAUAUCCUGGCAUUACUCCUUUUGAGGAAAUGACAUCCGGAGUUGUAGGAAUGGUCCAACAUCUUCCUGCUGGAAGCCCUGCCACUUUUUAUUGCAUUCAUAGUCUUGUUGAAAAAGCGAGUCAGCUUUGUUCUGAAGUCUUCACUCACGAGGCUGAUGCGUGGAAGCAGUGGCAAGGAGAGCCAGAACCUAGCAAGAAAUUAUUGGACCUGCUUUUACGUCUAGUUUUCCUUGUUGAUAUUCAAGUCCUACCCAACUUGAUGCAACUAUUGGCACAGUUGAUUACCAAGUUACCACAAGAUGCACAGAACAUAGCUUUGAAUGAGUUGUAUUCACAAGUGGCUGAUUCUGAUGAUGUUGUCCGCAAACCCAUGUUGGUAUCAUGGCUGCAGUCAUUAUGUUACCUUUGCACAAUGGCUUCAAAUCAAAGUGCAGCCUCCCGAAAAAGUAAAAGUGAAGACCCCCUAAGCGGUGGAAGAAUUACUGCACAUCUCUAA
Messenger RNA from Vicia villosa (hairy vetch), 1001 nucleotides. RefSeq lists its product as uncharacterized. The record is from RefSeq and is a predicted model, not a curated record. Lineage: Eukaryota; Viridiplantae; Streptophyta; Magnoliopsida; Fabales; Fabaceae. The transcript is spliced from 2 exons. Bases 534 to 1001 code for a protein of 155 amino acids.